GCGGGGCGUGUGACGCGCGCGGGAUGCGGCUGCCGGCGGCGGUGCGGGAGCGGGUGGCUGCGGUGCACGGCGGCGUGGGGCUGGCCGAGUGCUUGCGGCUGUACGACGGCUGGGCCGCCUGCUACGAGCAGGAUGUGGCGGCUCUGGAGUACCGGGCGCCGCACCUGGCCGCCGCUUCGCUCGCCUUCGCCUUCCCCGCGCCGCCCGCAGAGGCGCGACUGCUCGACGUGGCCUGUGGCACCGGGCUUGUAGCGCGGGAGCUCCACCGCCGCGGCUUCCGAUGCCUGCACGGGGUGGACGGCAGCUCGGGGAUGCUGGAGCGGGCGCGGAGCACGGGGCUCUACCAGGAGCUGCGGCAGUGCGUCCUGGGCAGGGAGCCCCUGCCUGCACCCGCAGAGCACUACGACGCCGUGACUGUUGUGGGGGCCCUGGGCGAGGGGCAGGUGCCGAGCGCGGCCGUGCCGGAGCUGUUGCGUGUCACCAAGCCGGGAGGCUUUCUCUGCCUGACAACCAGGAGCAACCCCUCGAACCUGCGAUACAAGGCAGAGCUGGAGGCGGUGCUGGAGGAGCUGGAGAGGCAGGGAGCCUGGCAGAAGGUGCUGGUGCAGGAGGUGGAGCGCUGGGAGAAGGCCACCUCCGAGGAGGAGAGCACCCAGGGCACCGGCUACAUCUCCGGUGUGGUCUACGUCUAUCGGAAAUGCCCCGUGCCCCCCCUCGAGGAGGGUUGAGAGCCAACGGCCUCUGAGCUGGGGGUGAGCACUUGGCCCCUUGUGAAACCCAGUCCUGGAGCAGGGCAGCUGCUGUGGGGUGACAGCGGUUUUGGGGAGUCCCUGCAUUUCCUUCCCUGGCUCCUUCCCCCGGAGGUCUGGGCCCUGGGGACCUUGCCUGCUUUUCAACAUGGGGAGGGUCUCCUGGGCUCUGACAUUCAGGUGCUGUCCCCCACACCAUGAUGUCUCACAGACCCACCUGGCUGUCCAGAACCAUCUCCAGUUCGGGAUGUCUUCUCCUACAUGUCCACCUCUCAGCCCUCAUGGUCAAAAUCUGGAUUCUUCUUAAUCUUCCCCACCCCAGACCCCCGUGGUCUUUACCUGGGGACUGCUGGAGGAGGGUCCUGUGGUUUCCCAUACUUGUACCCCCAGGAGUUAAUCCAGCACCCAGGAGAACUCCACACCCAGACCAGGAGCUGCUGUGCCAAGACAACACCCAGCCAGAGAACUUUUCAAAGUGCCACAACGGCCUUUCAUCCUACAGCAGUUGCUUAAGUUUCUCAUUUUCCUACAGCUUUGUAGUUAAUGAUCUGGGUGGGAAAUAAGGCUGUAAGGGACUUGAGGAGCCGCCCAGCAUCUCCUGCCCAGCCUGUUUCCCAAGCCCCUCACCAUGCUGCUUCCACUCUUCCUCCUCCACUGCUCCCUUGGGAAGAUUUUUACCCAAAUCUCUUGAUGGGAUAUUUCUUUUUUCCCUUGUCUGUUCCUCCAGACCUGUUCUUGCUCGUCCGGUUCCCAUGGCCCUGGGGAACAGGUUACUUCCUUCCCCUCACAAGCUCUUGUGCCUGUAUCUAUCCCCAUCUCCCACCCAGAGCAUCUCAACCUCCCAAACUCAUGCUGCCCAUGGCUCUUGUCAUUCCUCCACAUUGCCCACCCCACCCCGACCAGAUCUUGGGGUCCCCUUCAUGGGUAGCUGCCCUGCUUCCCUCUCCCCCCUCUUUGUCCCCAGCACUGUCCCCUGGGCAGCUGGGUGUUGUGGCUGUCCCCAUCCCUGCACUUGGCUGUUUAAUAAACCCCUUGUCUGCCAC
Pezoporus occidentalis (night parrot) is the source of this 1792-nucleotide messenger RNA. RefSeq names its product methyltransferase like 27 (gene METTL27). The coding region runs from base 24 to 728 and encodes 234 amino acids. The transcript has 5 exons. Gene Ontology annotation, molecular function: S-adenosylmethionine-dependent methyltransferase activity. Lineage: Eukaryota; Metazoa; Chordata; Aves; Psittaciformes; Psittacidae. The record is from RefSeq and is a predicted model, not a curated record.